CCUUAAAAGAUACAGGUUGUCCUUUGCAUCAACAACUGUGGUUUUUUCGGUAGUGCAACCACCAUGAAUAUGUGUUCCAAGUGUCACAAGGACAUGAUACUGAAGCAGGAUAGGGCAAAACUUGCAGCUGCAUCCAUCAAAAACAUCAUAAAUGGAAGCUCAAGCAGUGAGGAAAAAGAACAUGUUCUUACGGAUGCCAUGAACGCACAAGUCAUAUCUGCAGAAUUAAAGGUUGUGUCUGCAGAAGCAUCUUCAGAUUUAACCUCUCAAUGUCCAGAAGUAAAGCCACAAGAGGGCCCAAGUAAGUGCAAAGCUUGCCGUAAGCGUGUGGGUUUAACAGGGUUCAGUUGCAAAUGUGGAAAUCUUUUCUGUGCAGUUGAUCGUUAUUCAGACAAACAUGACUGCCCAUUUGAUUAUCGGAAUGCUGGCUGUGAUGCAUGCAAUAGCUAA
This is a messenger RNA of Nicotiana attenuata, 450 nucleotides long. Its product is annotated as zinc finger A20 and AN1 domain-containing stress-associated protein 8-like. Gene Ontology annotation, molecular function: zinc ion binding. The record is from RefSeq and is a predicted model, not a curated record. Lineage: Eukaryota; Viridiplantae; Streptophyta; Magnoliopsida; Solanales; Solanaceae. The transcript has a single exon. The coding region runs from base 64 to 450 and encodes 128 amino acids.